Molecule: messenger RNA, 1605 nt
Organism: Colletotrichum chrysophilum
Lineage: Eukaryota; Fungi; Ascomycota; Sordariomycetes; Glomerellales; Glomerellaceae
Exons: 2
Coding region: 1-1605 (534 amino acids)
Biological process (GO): positive regulation of transcription by RNA polymerase II
Cellular component (GO): nucleus
Molecular function (GO): zinc ion binding; transcription cis-regulatory region binding; DNA-binding transcription factor activity, RNA polymerase II-specific
Source: RefSeq, a predicted model, not a curated record
AUGGCGCCCGCGAUCCCGCCCACGCGACGGUCGCGCAACGGCUGCAUCGACUGCCGCCGGGCCAAGGUCAAGUGUGACGAGAUCCGCCCGUCAUGCGGUACUUGCGCCCGGCGUCGGCACGUCUGUCAGGGGUACAAGACGCCUGCCCCUACCCACUCGCGAUCAUUCAACGCGUCACUGCCGCCGUCUACGGACUCGUCUGGCAUCGCUUCUGGUGGCAGCGGUAGCAAGAGCGCAGUGGGAGCAGCGGCGGCGUCGCCAAAGACUCCGGCGAGCGAGGCUUCGGUGACCGAGACGAUCGCCGUGGCAACCACCCCGGCGGAGGCUGAGUGUCGGCCGACGCUGGUGGUGGAAAGCCCGAGGAUCUUCUCGCUCAUCCCGCCUGGCACGGUGCCGCUCGGGGAUCAGCCGCAUUUUGAGGUCUACUUCAACAGACACCCCUUUGAGCUGCUGAUUGGCCAGGAGUUUGUGUGCGAGAUGAACGCCAACGUCUUGAUGAUGUUGCAGCAAGAUCCAGUGACGGUCGCAGACGCCGUGUCGGCGGUUGGCUACUCAUAUCUUGUGGGGAUGGGGAACAACACCUCACAAACACUGCUGCCGGUGCUAAAUCGCAGGGCAAGAAUACUUGCAAACCUAAGAAGCAUGAAACCUUCGAGUUAUUACUUUGAGGAAGCCCUCUUCUUACUUCUCGGUCUCUGCGCAAUGGAGCUCGUUACUCUGGCGCAACCAGGACACCAGGCUACCAUCCCUACUGUCCUGUCCAACGUGGCGUCUCUCAUCACACACCACGUCUCUGCUGGAGGAAAUGUAUCGUCUAUUGCGAGAUAUUACCUUCGCGCAUUGGCUAGACAGGAUCUCGUGGUCUCGCUCGUCCAGCUGCGCCGGCCCAAAGUGCCCACUUACGUCUGGCUCGAAGACGAGCCCAAGCCUGACCGACUGCUCGGCUACACCGUGACCAUGAUGCCUCUCCUCGAAGAACUCUGCACGCUGGCGGAGGAGGUUCGAGAUCAGGUCCUUCAGCCUGCUUUUACCAACUCUCUCCUAGAUGGACCCGGGACCAUCCCCACAUCGGAUGACACUUCGCCGCCUUCGUUGUGCCUCGACAGCUGGCUGGACGCGGGUUGCUCCGAUACCCUUCUGCGAGCGGAUUCUCUCCGCAUGCGGCUGGAGGCCUGGCGCCCCAUGAUAUCUGACAGCCUCUCGUUCCGCUCGUCGCGCAAGUUCCGUGCACAGGCUGCAUGCUACCGGGCGGGGGCCCUCCUGUACUUGCAUCGUCUCUUUAACCUCCCCAACUCAUCCCCCACAGCAGACGCUGAGGCGUUAAGCAAGGCUCACGACGUGAUGCUUUACACCAGCGGCCCGCCCGCGGAGACCAAGAUGUUGCUGUGGCCCGUCUUCCUAGCGGCCUGCGAGAUGUUAGAUGAUGAGGAUAGGACUGCUGUGCGGGACGUGUUCGACUCGAUAGGCACGCAUCGAAAGACGGUCACCGUCGAGCGGACGCGGACGUUCGUCGAGGAGAGGGUGUGGAAAGCUAGAGAUGCAGGCCGGGACUGGAACUGGAUGGUGCUAGCCCAGCUUUAUCCGGGAGAAUGUCUCCCUAUAUGA